CCCACCCCUCGCAUCUUGAUGAACAACAUCCUCUCUUCCUGUGCAGACGUCUUCCCGCAGCUCGAGGCUUUCUUCGUCAGCCAUCUGAAUCCUCUCGCCCAUUCCUCACAUCCCAUGGUCGACGAUAGCCUUGCCGCACACCAAAGCGAAGGAAGCCCGAUGCAAUGCGUAGAGAGUGAAGGUGCACGGGUACCUGAGCCCUCGCCGCAUCGACUAUCCGCCGACCACCCCCUCGUCGAUUCCAUCGCUGCCAAAGACACUGGAGACAGCACUGUGUCUCAACGUUGGUCGCGUCCCAGAAAGGCCAAGAAGACCAAGUUGCAUCAGUACUCUCGCAAGGAAAAGGCCAUGAUUCGCAUCUAUCGCCUAUACGGGAAGACUAUCAACCAAGUCACAAUAUUGACGGGUGCGUCUACAGCUACGAUAAGCCGCUAUGUCAGAGACGGGGCCAUCAACGACAUCAUCGAGGACUGGGAUUAUGUGGACGCCGAGUUUUACCGGAAGUACCCUCCUCUAGAUACAGAUGAGCUCAUCCAUAGGCACGACUGCCUGAGAAGGGCCGGAGGUGGGCCGCGCAAUCUGUUCAGUCACAGACAGGAAGACGUCGAUACGCGGUAUCUUGACUUUCCUACGACUGGGCUACCCCCCAGCUCCGGUCCAAGCCGCACUCGUGUAACAAGACAGCGUCCUGCGCGAGUGACCCCACUGCCCGCGAACGAUAUCGCCACGCCUGCCAUGGAAGUACAGGAAGAAUCCAACCCCGGGACCGAACCUGAGGAUGUGCCGGAUCGUGGCCCUUCACCUGGUACCUGCCAGGAUGAAGCCAUCUACAUAUCCUCGGAUGACGAGGAAGACGACAUCGAGCCCACCAGCGAUCAUCCUCCGACCCAGGCUUCGAGCGAGGACCAAACCACUCUCUUCAAGGCUUUCUACGCCAAUCUGGACUUCGAUAUGUCUCAGCAUCACGCCGCGCUUGCGAACUGUGACCUCGGCACCGCUCAGCACGUAUUACCAUUGCGCCAGUGGCCGCAGGACAGGCUCGUCCAGAUUUACCAGAGGUCGAUCCCCUCUCUGCACUACUUCGAGUGUCUCGUUCUUGCAAAGGGCGUCAGCAACAUCGCGCUGGACGGGACGAUUGAGAAGAGUGCUACCAGGCAACGGUUGGACGAGGCUCCAGCAAUUUGGACACUUCCUGUUCAGCGCUUUCUCGCCAGCCUCACGCCAAACCUCUCCAUGCACUCUAGCCUCCUUCAGGGUCUAGGGCUUGGUAGCCUUGGGAGACUUAUCACAGUCGCCGGGUGGUCCGACAAAGGCUUGCUAUCCGAUUCUUGCCCCCAUAUUCGCAGCAGGCUGUCAAGACUGCACCGCUACGUCCUGUACUGCGAGCUGAAGAUGGCCAUUCAGAAUACGGCGCAGGAAGGCUGGCUGGGCAACUACUACGUCCCCUUCAUUGUGCAGCGCGCUGAGAGACAGGUACCCCUGGUGGAACCAGCUAUGCGAAUCCCACUCAACAUCGGCUCCUUCGCCGGCCUGGAUAUCGACUUGUCCACGCAUGCCCCAAUGCUCAUCGAACGUGGCAUCAGCACUUUGGAAGACGUUGCUGAGCUCGGGAAGUGGAGCUUGAAGAAUAUUCGAAUCAUGCUCAUGGAAGUCGCUCCCGAGCUCACCAUCCUCGAGCGCUUCGUUCUUGCGCACAGCAUCAAGUUUAGUACGCCGGACGGUUACUUCAAAAGAGGAAUGAUGCGCGCCCGGCUCAAUACGUGCCCCGAUUUGUGGAACGGAACGCCGAACAAGAUCCUUGCUGGUCGAGAGCAGGACUUGUCCGAUUGUCUGCCAAAGCUGGCGGACGCGGGCCUUGGGACGCUGGGCGCGCUGUACGCUAUCAGCCACUGGGACGGAGCGGAGCUGGGGGACCUGCUCGAGGAAGCCGCCAAGAUCUCGCCUGUGAAGGCCGCCAUCAUCAUCCAGGCCAUCAAAGAGACCGUCUCCGUGCAUAUCAAACUGUCAGUGCGCAUCUUCCCGUACAAUGUCCUAUUCAACGAAGUUAUGGGGCCUCCUUCUACUUUCGCCAUCCCGAAGCUUGAUGACUGCACGGCAGCAUCACCAAUGGCGCCGCAUAGUAUCAUUCCUAUCGACACUCAUCAGACAACCUCACGCUCAAUUCCGGCACCUCCAGGCGAUGGAACUCGAGGCGCAGGCCAACUUCGGUUCAUUCCGUACGACCCCGCAGGUCGCAAUCCUCUACGACGUUACUUUGGCGGUGGAAGACGAAACUAUUACACGCGCGGUGACAGAGCCAACGUUCGCUGGUUGUACACGAUUGGAAAACUGGACUGGAGUGGUAUACACGCUAUGACGGGAAUAAGCCGUGGUACGAUCAACUCAUACAUCGAGAACAAUCGUGCGGAUCCGGACGACGUGACGCGGGACGUUGAUUUUAUCAGCGAACGCAUUAGGCGAGAAUAUCCACCACCUUGGGAUGAUCAAGUACCUCAUACGCCCAUCUCCGAGCGAGCCGCGCACAGGAAGAGACGCAAACUCUCGGACGAUGCGAAUCAGGAAGAGACGGGGAACACGGACUCUGACCUAACAUCAUUGGAGGACUCGCCUCCGCCACGACCUUCUACAAGUGAUCAAGAUCGCUUUGUCGAAGAGCCGCGCUCGAGGAAGAAGCAACGGCUGCUGACCGGCGGCACGCAGGCUGUAUUCGAGGCAGCGCUUCCUUCGCAAGCAUGCGACGACCUACCUCUCUUACAGCCUAUGUCAGGGAUGCCCAUCCUGGAAGACGACGAUGCAAUGGACGCGACGGAGCCUGCUAACCAUAGCGUGCCCCCUCUCGGGAACACAGUGCCUGGCCCACGCUCGCUACAAUUUCGCCAGCAGCGCUUUGCCACAGAAUUCCUCGCGAACCUCGACUUCGACCUGUCUGCCCAUGCUCCGGCUCUCGCACAGUGCGAUCUUGGCACGGCGCGGGACGUGUAUCCCUUGCGCAACUGGACAACAUCAGAUCUCAUGUUCACCCUUGCGGAGGCGAUGCCCCAGCUGCCGUAUAUCGAGCGCUAUGAACUGGCCCGGCGCAUCAAGACCAUGUCUGCUACCUGCGGUGCUGUGAAGAGCCCAAUGAGGAUGCAACUGGACGAGGUACAGGAGGUCUUACAAAUCCCCAUACUGGGGUUCCUCUCACGUUUGUCAGUGGACUGCUCGCAGUAUCUACCCAAGCUCGAGGGCGCGGGGCUCAGGACCCUCGGGGCAAUUGUCGUGAUAUCUGGGUGGACAAGUGCUGAGGUCGAAGAUGUCUUGAAAGGCGCAGUUCCGGACAUGAAGCCCCUCCACCGCUUUAUAUUGACGAAAGCCUUGGCUCGCUUGUCGGACGCUAUAAAAGCUUCGGGUGCGAACGCGACACGAACCCUCAUAGACCAUUUUCGGGAGGGACCUGCGGGACUAUCGAACGCCUCAUACCCUGUCCUCGGCGCUUGGUUCUUUAGCUCCCUCGACCACGACUUGUCCGCGCGCACGGGAGUCCUGGCUGCUGUAGGGCUCGUCACCUCGAAGGAAGUCGCCAGCUUGCGACCCUGGAGCGUAGAGGACCUCCAUGAGAUGUUCAAGGAGCUCCUUCCAGAUUUGCUAGCUGUCGAGCGCCACGUGCUCAUUCGGGGCAUCAAGUCAAGCCUGCACGGUGUUCCGCAACGCUCGCCUCUCAGGGUGUCCGCUGCCAAAUUCCUCGCCAAGAGGGAGCACGAUCUGUCUGCCUUCCUCGACGAUUUGGAUCGUGCAGGCAUUGGGAGCCUCGGCGCGCUGCUUGCAGUGAGUCACUGGAGUCGGAAUGAACUUCUUGCAUUACUGCAAGAAGCUACACCUGCCAUGAGCUUCGUCCGCCGCUACAUGCUGAUACGUGCGCUGCAUUCGGAAGGGGAUAGGUUACUCGCAGGCGAGCCAGCCUAAUGAGAUGUUGUAAAUGCCGAUCUAUCGAAAUGUACUUUCACGCCUCCUUCGUGUACUGUACUCUCUUGGGCACUCUCAGACGGCGUUUGAGCCAUAAAUGUUUUCUCUAUUGUUCUGCUUUGGGAAUGCAUCCGCC
Schizophyllum commune H4-8 is the source of this 4078-nucleotide messenger RNA. RefSeq lists its product as uncharacterized. The coding region runs from base 19 to 3942 and encodes 1307 amino acids. NCBI's taxonomy places the organism in Eukaryota, Fungi, Basidiomycota, Agaricomycetes, Agaricales, Schizophyllaceae. The transcript has 16 exons. The record is from RefSeq and is a predicted model, not a curated record.